AUGAUACAAGACUACCAUUUACAACUUUUACAUGCUGGUACUCAAGUUCUUUUGACUAAUAUUCGUAAAAAUUUUUGGAUAAUAAGAGGAAGAAAAACAAUACAAAGAGUCAUAUCGAAGUGCUUUCGGUGCAAGAGACACUCGGCGAAAGCUCCGGAUACAGUGCCUUGUCCUCGCCCAGAAUAUCGAGUCAGAGAUGCGUAUGCAUUUGAGGUGACAGGUGUUGAUAUAGCAGGACCACUUUAUUUAAAAGAAAAUAGAAAAGUUUGGAUCUUGCUUUUUACCUGUGGAGUUUAUCGAGCGGUUCAUUUAGAAUUAAUUGAAAGCUUAUCGACUAAUGGAUUCUUCAUCGGAUUUCGAAGAUUCAUAGCCCAGCCUAGAGUAGUAUACAGCGACAAUGGCACAUAUUUUGCAGGGACAAGGAAUUUACUCCGAUCUGUUGACUGUAACCAAAUUAUCAAACGUUCUUCGACAAUGAAAGUUCAAUGGAAGUUAAAUCUACCAACCGCAGCAUGGUGGGACGGCUGGUGGGAGAGACUGGUUCACAUGAUCAAGAAAUUAUUGAGAAGAGUCCUGGUAAAAGCAUUAUUUUAA
Messenger RNA from Stegodyphus dumicola, 594 nucleotides. RefSeq lists its product as uncharacterized. The record is from RefSeq and is a predicted model, not a curated record. Lineage: Eukaryota; Metazoa; Arthropoda; Arachnida; Araneae; Eresidae.